This is a messenger RNA of Psilocybe cubensis, 675 nucleotides long. RefSeq lists its product as uncharacterized. The record is from RefSeq and is a predicted model, not a curated record. Bases 1 to 675 code for a protein of 224 amino acids. Lineage: Eukaryota; Fungi; Basidiomycota; Agaricomycetes; Agaricales; Agrocybaceae. The transcript is spliced from 4 exons. Gene Ontology annotation, molecular function: S-adenosylmethionine-dependent methyltransferase activity.
AUGUCACAACCUGGACCAGACCAACCUCUUCAGCCCAAACACAUCGUUAAACCGGAUGAUCAGUCGACUUGGGAAACAGCUUGGCAGAAAGGCGUUACCCCUUGGGACGCUGGCGAGGCGCAGCCGUCGCUCAAGGAAGCAGUCGAGAAAAGCGGAUUGGAAUUUCCAAAGACAGGAAGGGCGUUGGUUCCGGGAUGUGGGUCUGGAUACGAUCUCACCUACAUCGCACAGGCGACUGGUCUGAGCGUCCUUGGGUUGGAGAUUGCUGAAACUGCACUCAAGCGAGCAAAUAAGUUGAUUGAUGAAGCCAAAUCUGUAAAUCCCAAGAUUUCAGCCAGUAUCAGUAACCAGGACUUCUUCACGUUUGACCCUCCGGAGAACGAAAGGUUUGACCUGGUGUAUGACCAUACAUUCUUUUGCGCUAUUCCACCCUCGACGCGUAAGGCGUGGGGAAGUCAGAUGUCGAAGCUCGUCAAGCCAGGAGGACAUCUCAUCGUGAUUGUUUUUCCGAUGCUAAGCUACACCCCUGAUGGCCCCCCAUAUUAUAUCAGACCAGAGCACUACGAGGAAUUGCUCUCGGACAACUUUGAGAAGCUAUUGGAUAAAAUUCCAGAGGUCUCUUCGCCUUCACAUGUAGACAAGGAGAGGCUUGUUGUGUGGAGAAGAAGAGCUUGA